Molecule: messenger RNA, 3066 nt
Organism: Malania oleifera
Lineage: Eukaryota; Viridiplantae; Streptophyta; Magnoliopsida; Santalales; Ximeniaceae
Exons: 3
Coding region: 606-2594 (662 amino acids)
Source: RefSeq, a predicted model, not a curated record
CUAUCAUCCGUCUCUCUCAACUCUCUACUCUCUCUCUCAUCGGCUUCGUUUCGCGGCCCUCAAAGCCCUGCGUCCGAUUUCUCACCUCGCAAAGUCGAAUUCGAUUUUGUCGGCGGCGAAGAAAUCUCCUAUUUUUACGGAUGUCCAACUGCCAGAAAUUUUUUGCCAGUGAUGCAAGUUUCUUUGAGUUAAUGUCCUGCAGCUAUUGAUUUAGGAACAAUAUUCUUGAGAUAGCAUACAAUGGAUCGCUGCGAUACAUCAGGUUUUGUUAGUGGGGGUGUGUUGUAUGUUUGUUUGACCUAUUUUAUUACUCCCUUUUAUCCCAGAAGCCAGGUGCACCGAUCUACAAAGCAGCAGGUUUGAAUGUGAUAGGCAGAAUGUUUCUUUGAACUUGGGUGCUGCAUCUCUUGUUUUGAAAAAGGAAUAUACUGAAGAUUUCCUAGCAUGGAUCGUUGUGAUACGUCAGGCUUUGUUAGUGGGGGUGGGCUUUGGUCUUUUGGUGACUUUUGAAUCUAUUGUGUUUCUGCUUUUUAACCACCAGAAGGUGGACUGUUCUUCCACAAUUUUUAUCAGAUAGCUGUGUUUCCUCUAGCCUCUAGGUUUACAUGGAAAACACCCUUCCGCAUUUUACACGUAAUUCAACAGCAAAUGAAUCCAAGAAUCUGAGUGAACUUUGUAAUGCUGGCGCCAGCUAUUCCAGAGACACUGCCUUACGAAUUGAUGCCCCUACUAUUUCAGUUUCUCACCUUUCCCAACCUCAGCGAGGUAAAAGGAAACAGGGUGCUGGUGAUAAAUCCAUGGGCCUUCUAGAUGGCUCUUUGCUGGAUCUUGGUCUAGGCCAUUCACCAAGUUCCUCAGCAAGCAAAGGAAGCCUAUCAUCGCUGGAUCUUAGUUUGAAUUUCAACCCCCACCUUGGAAAUGAGAAGAUACCGAAUCCGUCAAAGACUUCUUGUGUUACUCCCAAGCCACUACAAGUGCAAAGACCCAAGCUUGACCUUGAAUUAAGCCUGUUAACUGGGCCUGCCAAAUCUGACAUCACUAGCAUUACUGCCAGCUGCUGCAUUGCUCCAAAUUCCACCUCGUUUCUGAAUAAUGUUGAGAUACCUGUCAUGGCUAGUACAGUUGAACUAGUGGAUGAAGGAUCGACAUCAUCUCGCUGGAAAUUUGGGCAUCUGGUGCGCCCUUUACAAACCCUGCAGAACACAGAGAUUACCACUGCUUUUGACCAUGUUAUUGGGAAUAUGAAUAAAUCUCUAGUUGUUCCAAAUCCCUUAUCAACCAUGGUAACUGUACCUAAAGGAUCAGCCAGCAGUGCCUCUGGGUUAAUUCGUCCACAACAGCAACGCAACUCCAAUGUGAAAACCUGCCAGAUUGAGGGCUGUGGAAAGGGAGCAAGAGGUGCCUCUGGUCGUUGCAUUGCUCAUGGUGGUGGCCAAAGGUGUCAAAAACCCGGCUGUCAGAAGGGAGCUGAAGGCAAGACUGUGUUUUGCAAGGCUCAUGGGGGUGGCCGGAGGUGCCAACAUCUUGGAUGCACAAAGAGUGCUGAAGGCCGCACUGACUUCUGUAUUGCCCAUGGUGGUGGUAGGCGAUGCAGUCAUGAGGACUGCACCCGGGCUGCAAGAGGGAAGUCCGGUUUGUGUAUUCGCCAUGGUGGUGGCAAGAGGUGUAAGGUGGAAAAUUGCACGAAGAGUGCAGAGGGGAUUUCUGGAUUGUGCAUCUCUCAUGGAGGUGGGCGUCGCUGCCAGCAUCCAGCAUGCACAAAGGGUGCUCAGGGGAGCACAAUGUUCUGUAAAGCACACGGUGGGGGCAAAAGGUGUACAGCUCCUGGGUGCACAAAGGGUGCUGAAGGGAGCACACCGUUCUGCAAGGGUCAUGGUGGCGGGAAACGGUGUACAUUUGAAGGGGGUGGUGUCUGCCCAAGGAGUGUGCAUGGGGGAACCUUAUUCUGUGUGGCUCACGGUGGGGGUAAGAGGUGUGCUGUACCUGAAUGCACCAAGAGUGCGAGAGGGAAAACAGCUUAUUGUGUUCGUCAUGGUGGAGGAAAAAGGUGCAAACACGAAGGUUGCGGGAAGAGUGCACAAGGCAGCACUGAUUUUUGCAAGGCUCAUGGUGGAGGAAAACGGUGCUCCUGGGGCCAGGUGGGAUUGGGAUUUGGUGAUCAAGCUGCUGGCCCUUGUGAUAAGUUCGCUAGGGGUAAAAGUGGCCUCUGUGCAUCCCACAGUGCUCAAGUUGAAGAUAUGCGAGUUCAUGGUGGUGACACACUGGAUUCUACACUGCAAAACCCAAAACAUAGUGUAAUUGAGAAGAUGAAGGAUCCUGUUUCUGUCGGUAAGAGUCUCACAUAUGGCAUAAAGACACUGGUCAGUGGAGGAAACUUGGUAGGUCUGAAUGAUAGUGAAUUAAGGGGACAUGGACCCCAAAUGAUUUCCAUGCAGAUUUCCCGGCAUGCGAACUUUGGUAGUGAAAAAGCUGCUCCAGCUCAAUUUUCACUUCCGGAAGGUAGGGUGCAUGGGGGAAACCUUAUGGCCAUGCUUAGAGGCAAUUCUGGCAUUGGAUCAAGCAGUGAUAUGUUGGAGACAGGCUUGAACGUGUGAUUAUUGGUUGACUCGUCAGGGGAGAGCUCUCAACGAGUGCCGCACAACCCUUACUUGAGUCCUAUUUUGGGGGUCCAUGACACAUGGCAUGCAAGGAAACACAAUUCCUAAUUAAGCAGGAGCAUCAACGAUAGGAGAUUGUACAUAGUCCAACCCAGGGACAAACUAUGGCACAGAUUUGACAUAAAUUGAGCUCUAGCUUAAUGCUUCUAAAAGAGGCUAGCAUGCAACGACGAAAGCAAAGUUUGAGCAUGUUAAGGAUUGGUGUUUCAAGGAUAAACCUUUAUGACCCAUGUUCGACUUUACUCCCACCCCCAUCACCCCCCACCACCAAAGGAAAAAAAUAAAAAAGAAAAAGGAUCCAAACUGGUUAGUUUAGUCAUGAUUCGGCUGAUUCACAAGCUGUUACACCUUAUUUUGACCUUGUGAAGAAGGUAAAUGACUAGUUCUGAGAAAUUUUACCUGCAACAAA